GAAAUGUCAGCCUCAGUAACAGAUCAAGAAAAAAGAAAACAGAUAUCCGUUCGCGGGAUUGUUGAUGUGGAAAAUGUAGGAAAUUUCAAGAAAACUUUCAAUAGACAUCUUCAUUACACCCUUGUGAAGGAUCGUAAUGUGGCUACGAGCAGAGAUUAUUUCUUCGCCUUGGCACACAGCGUCAAGGACAAUUUAGUUUCUAGAUGGAUACGCACUCAGCAAUACUAUUACGAGAAAGAUCCAAAAAGAGUUUAUUAUCUAUCUCUGGAAUAUUACAUGGGAAGAACUCUUCAAAACACUAUGAUUAAUUUGGGUAUUCAAGGUGCUUGUGAUGAAGCUAUGUAUCAGAUGGGUUUGGAUAUAGAAGAGCUUGAAGAACUUGAAGAGGAUGCUGGCUUAGGAAAUGGAGGUUUAGGAAGAUUGGCAGCUUGUUUCUUAGAUAGCAUGGCUACUCUUGGUCUAGCUUCUUAUGGUUAUGGUAUUCGAUAUGAAUAUGGUAUAUUUGCACAAAAAAUAAAAAAUGGAGAACAAGUAGAAGAACCAGAUGAUUGGUUGCGUUAUGGAAAUCCAUGGGAAAAAGCAAGACCAGAAUUUAUGCUUCCAGUAAACUUCUAUGGACAGGUGAUUGAUACUCCUGAAGGAAAGAAGUGGAUCAAUACGCAAGUUGUAUUUGCAAUGCCAUAUGAUAACCCAGUUCCUGGAUACAAAAAUAAUGUUGUCAAUACUCUCAGAUUGUGGUCUGCUAAAUCUCCUGUAGAAUUUAAUUUGAAAUUCUUUAAUGAUGGUGAUUAUAUUCAAGCUGUAAUAGAUCGCAAUUUGGCGGAAAAUAUCUCUAGAGUAUUAUACCCUAAUGAUAAUUUUUUUGAAGGCAAAGAAUUACGUCUAAAACAAGAAUAUUUUAUGGUAGCAGCAACUCUUCAAGAUAUUAUACGAAGGUAUAAAGCCAGCAAAUUUGGUUCAAGAGAACAUCAUAGAACAGACUUUGACAUGUUUCCUGAUAAAGUGGGUAUUCAGUUAAAUGAUACCCAUCCUUCGUUGGCCAUUCCAGAACUUAUGAGAAUUCUUAUCGAUGUUGAAGGAUUACCUUGGGAAAAAGCUUGGGAUAUCACAACGAGAACAUGCGCUUAUACUAAUCAUACUGUUCUUCCAGAAGCUUUAGAAAGAUGGCCAACAAGCAUGUUAGAAAGCAUUCUGCCGAGACAUUUACAGAUUAUUUAUCAUAUUAAUUUCCUUCAUUUACAAGACGUUUCUGCUAAAUAUCCAGGAGACGUAGAUCGUCUUCGACGUAUGUCUUUGAUCGAGGAAGAGGGUGAAAAAAGGGUUAAUAUGGCGCAUCUUUCGAUUGUUGGUAGUCAUGCUAUUAAUGGAGUCGCCGCAUUACAUUCGGAAAUCUUGAAACAAAGUGUAUUUAAAGACUUUUAUGAACUAACGCCUGAAAAAUUUCAAAAUAAAACUAAUGGUAUUACACCAAGAAGAUGGUUGCUUCUGUGCAAUCCAAAUCUCUCAGAUAUUAUUGAAGAAAAAAUUGGCAGUGAUUGGACAGUACAUCUAGAACAACUUUCUCAAUUAAAACAAUGGGCCAAAGAUCCGGUUUUCCAGCGUAGUGUUAUGAAAGUGAAACAAGAGAAUAAAUUAAAAUUAACGCAAAUGCUUGAGAAAGAUUAUGGAGUUAAAGUCAAUCCUGCUUCCAUCUUUGAUAUUCAAGUGAAACGAAUACAUGAAUACAAAAGACAGCUUCUGAAUUGUUUACACGUAAUCACGUUAUACAAUAGAAUAAAAAAAGAUCCAACUGCGUUAUUCGUUCCUCGAACGGUGAUGAUUGGAGGAAAAGCUGCGCCUGGUUAUCAUUUAGCCAAAAAAAUUAUCAAAUUAAUUUGUAGUGUAGGAAAUGUCAUAAAUAACGAUCCUAUUGUUGGUGAUAAAUUAAAAUUCAUUUUUCUUGAAAAUUAUCGAGUUACAUUAGCGGAAAAAAUAAUUCCAGCAGCAGAUUUGAGUGAACAAAUUUCUACUGCAGGUACUGAAGCUUCCGGUACAGGAAAUAUGAAAUUUAUGUUAAACGGAGCUUUGACAAUUGGUACCUUAGAUGGUGCUAAUGUAGAAAUGGCCGAAGAAAUGGGUAAUGAAAAUAUAUUCAUUUUUGGUAUGACUGUUGAUGAAGUAGGAUUUAAAAAAAAAGGAUACAAUGCUUAUGAUUAUUAUAAUAGAAUACCAGAAUUAAAACAAUGUGUCGAUCAAAUUCAGAGUGGCUUUUUCAGCCCCAAUAAUCCAGAUGAAUUUAAAGAUAUUACUAAUGUUUUAUUAAACUGGGAUAGGUUUUAUUUAUUUGCCGAUUAUGAAAGCUAUAUAAAAAUGCAAGAUCAUGUCAGUAAAGUUUACCAGGACGAAAGUAAAUGGAUUGAAAUGGCAAUUAAUAAUAUAGCUUCUUCAGGAAAAUUUUCAUCGGAUCGAACUAUUGCAGAAUAUGCUCGUGAAAUUUGGGGCGUUGAGCCAUCUUGGCAACGACUUCCAGCACCUCAUGAACCACGAGAUAUUUAAUUCAUGAUUUUUUAUUAUGUAUAUUAUAUAAUAGUUUUUUUUUAUUUUAUUUUAGUGAAUAUCUUCUAUAAACGAGCAUAAUUUUACAUCAAAAUCAAUAAAAUAAGAAUAUUAAUUUAAAAUUUUAUUAAAAUGACUUAGAAUUUCUUAAAAAUUUAAUUCAUUAUUUAUUUAUUUAUUACUUCUGCAUUGAGUGAAAUAUAGAAUCAAAUA
Molecule: messenger RNA, 2748 nt
Organism: Apis florea (little honeybee)
Lineage: Eukaryota; Metazoa; Arthropoda; Insecta; Hymenoptera; Apidae
Gene: Glyp
Product: glycogen phosphorylase
Biological process (GO): glycogen catabolic process
Cellular component (GO): cytoplasm
Molecular function (GO): pyridoxal phosphate binding; glycogen phosphorylase activity
Source: RefSeq, a predicted model, not a curated record